Messenger RNA from Ostrinia nubilalis (European corn borer), 1417 nucleotides. RefSeq names its product steroid hormone receptor ERR1 (gene ERR). The transcript has 8 exons. Bases 56 to 1417 code for a protein of 453 amino acids. Lineage: Eukaryota; Metazoa; Arthropoda; Insecta; Lepidoptera; Crambidae. Gene Ontology annotation, molecular function: nuclear steroid receptor activity; zinc ion binding; nuclear receptor activity. The record is from RefSeq and is a predicted model, not a curated record. Gene Ontology annotation, cellular component: nucleus; chromatin. Gene Ontology annotation, biological process: regulation of transcription by RNA polymerase II.
GACGCUCUGCCCGCCUGUACCUUUAACGCAGGGCGCACUCGGUAGUGACGUAACCAUGUGCGAAAGUGACACUUGGCUAUUCUCAACCCUCGCCACCUCCUUGGACAUGAUCGAAACUGUCGAAACCCACACCGUGCAGAUGAUGUCCGCUGUCAGCGGGGAGCCCAUGCUGCGCCGAGUGAAGCAAGAAGCGGAGCCGCCACCACAGUACUCGUCGCCGGAGCCGCAGCCGCCGCAGCCGCUGCACCAGCGGCCGAUACCGAUGAUGCAGCCGUCAGAGCUGGAACUCGAACCCAAAGAAGAAGUGAAGUUCAGCGUGUCCCCCGGCGAGCCAACGGUCGUCGGUAACACAAGCCCAGAACAGCAGCACUGUUCGUCGACCACAGUGGCAGCGGCCAGCGGCGCGCGCGAUGACGAUGCGCCGAGACGGCUGUGCCUCGUGUGCGGAGAUGUGGCUUCGGGGUUCCACUAUGGCGUGGCCAGCUGCGAGGCGUGUAAGGCGUUCUUCAAGAGAACUAUUCAGGGCAACAUCGAGUACACGUGCCCGGCGGCCAACGAGUGCGAGAUCAACAAGCGGCGGCGGAAGGCCUGCCAGGCCUGCCGCUUCCGCAAGUGUCUGCGAACGGGAAUGCUGCGUGAAGGAGUGCGUUUAGACCGCGUGCGAGGAGGCCGACAGAAGUAUAGGCGAGCGCCCGAUGCGCCCGCGCCGCCGCGACCACACCUCGACGACAUCAAGGUGCUAGAAGCCCUCACAUCAUACGAGCCGGAGUUAUUAACCUGCGCGGCGCCGCCGGCCGGCGUCAGCGACCCUACGGCGCGCACCCUGGCUUUAUUGGCUGACUUAUACGACCGCGAGCUGGUCGGCGUCAUCGGAUGGGCCAAGCAGAUACCCGGGUUCACUGACCUGCAGCUCAAUGAUCAGAUGCGGCUACUUCAAAGCACGUGGGCAGAGAUGUUAAGCCUGAUGCUAGCAUACCGCUCCAUGGCGGGCUCGGGCGCGCUGCGCCUGCGCUACGCCACCGACCUGGCUCUCGACGAGAAGCGCGCCACAGAACUUGGAGCGCACGAUAUUUACACACAGGUGGCAGGCGUAGCCAAGCGUCUCGAGAGCGCCGCAGCCAUGCGUGAAGAGUGCUACCUGCUCAAAGCUCUGGUGCUGGCCAACUCGGAGGCGCGCAUCGACGAGCACGCGGCGCUGCGCCGCUUCCGCGACUCCAUCCUGGCCGCGCUCAACGACGCCGUCGCCGUGCUCAGGCCGUACAACGCAAACGCAGCGCUGCAGCAGUUGCUCCUAGUGCUGCCAGCGCUGCGGCACGCCGACGUGGCCGUGCGGCGCUUCUGGGCCGGCCUGCACCGCGAGCGCCGCGUGCCCAUGAACAAACUCUUCGUCGAGAUGCUCGAGGCCUGUCUGCGGUAG